Molecule: messenger RNA, 3217 nt
Organism: Gasterosteus aculeatus aculeatus (three-spined stickleback)
Lineage: Eukaryota; Metazoa; Chordata; Actinopteri; Perciformes; Gasterosteidae
Product: transmembrane protein 100
Biological process (GO): cellular response to BMP stimulus
Cellular component (GO): plasma membrane
Source: RefSeq, a predicted model, not a curated record
UCAGCGGAGUGUACAAUGUGCUGCUACAUAGCCGGCAGAAAAACGGCAAGAGGCGGAGGGAGAGAAGGAUGAGUGGAUAUCAGCGCUGACUGAGAAGCCUUCGUUUUCUGUCAUUCCUCCGCCGUCCCGGGAAGCUCCUUCUCCUUUCUCUCUUUUCCUGCCUUUCUCCAUUUCUUCUCUGCCUCCCUCCGGACCAGAGCCUGACUGCGAAGCGUCCUCCAAGAGGCCCGCCCCUGCAGCCCGACUCGGGGGGAACCCACCAGCUCGCCACAUCGCGAUGGGCUGCGCAACGGGCCACCUGGCUUGCCAGCCGCAGGCCAACGCGGGGCCGGAGGGUCACUCGUUGGAGGCGGGCGGGGCCAAAGUGCCUGAGGUGCUCUCCUCUCUGGAGCGACUGUCCCAGGCCACCGGUGGCAUGGAGAAGUCCUGGUACCGCUGCAUCUUUCCCUUCGGAAUCAUCUCCCUGGUGAUCGGUGUGGCGGGGACCGGGGUGACCUACACCUACAACGACCUGCCUCAGACUAAAGUGGUGUCAGUGGUUCUGCUGGUCAUGGGCCUUUUGCUGAUGCUGAUGGCCACUGCCUGUUGGAUUGUCCACAAGAGGAAGAGGAGGAAAAAGAAAGAGGGGGGCUCGUUCACUUCCGAGCAGUCUCCCCUGUGAAGCACGUGGGGAAAUCAGCGGCGGGAACUCGAAAGUAGAGACAUGGCCACUGCCGGGAGAUCAAGGGGUUGGCUAAAGCAGCCGCAACUUUUCCCUUCUCUCAGCGCAUAAAUCCCCUCUAUUCUUUAGCACCAUUUGGCUCCGCUAAUACCGGAAGGAACCAAAGUGGAGAAAUCAUAGAGAGUGGAAGGACAGAUAGGCAGGAAGUAUCUGUUUCGCCUGUAAAAUUUUGGAUCGACGAGGAGCGAUCGCCAAUGCCUCACACGCUCUUUUAUCGUCAGACAGCCGGUGUCCGGUGUCAAAACAACCUCCGAGGAGACACACACACACACAAAUAUGCAUCGCACACCGCAUGCAUAUUUACGCUCACGGAUGCACGGCCCUCGCGGUCCGCGCUCACAUAUGCAACCAGCGGUCAAAGUGGGAGCUCUGAGCAGGACACCCAACCCGCUAUGCAGAGCUGCUGCCGGAUUCAAUGCUGGCGUCACUAGGCACGUCAGUCACAGCAUUCCUCCUGCCAGGACAGGUGACUCUCCAAGAGGCCAGAAGUGGGCCAAAGACGGUAACCCAAUACCUGGGCCGAAAGAGCAGCGCGCCCCGCGUCAGCGGCCAGCGUCAUUCACUCGUCCUGUGACACCGCAGCAAUGUGUUGGGAGCUUUUUUUACGCAACGGGAGAGUGGAACUUGAGUCCUGCAGGAUCCUGGUGGCAUCUGUGUGAACGAUGAGCCGGAGAGAGGCCGGAGGAUCCGAUCGCCCGGCGGAGGGAAAGGUGUUUGCGUGUGCUUGAAUAAAGAUUUGGGUGAACUGAAAGUCCGUUGGACCCUUGCACUUGGACACUACUGGACACACAAACGAUUUCCACAUGUAGCCGUGUCCACGCCAAGCGAGAGGAACUCCUAGUGGAGCGGCGCGCUCCGAAAGGCCUUUCGUAGCUUCCCGCUGCAAAGGGGGCCACUGACUGACACAUUUCCCCCCGGGCCCCCAGUGUCUUCGUGGGGCUCCUCGACCCCACGCAGGACAGUCCAGGAUUACUGAAGGACACUACCCGAGGGGACAUGCCACUGUAGGGACACUUUAACUGAUCCCGCUCCCCUCGGGCCCCUCCCUCUUGGUGCCUUGAGCAAGCACUCAUGGAAAAAGGCUCUGUUGCAUUCCACCGUUUCCAUCUGAACCUCUGAGAAUUUCCCCCCCUUGUUCUCUCUCUCUCUCUCUCUCUCUCUCUCUCUCUCUCUCUUCACCCCGACAGGACUCUCCUCAUUCAUCACACAUGCCGUCCUCUGUCCUAAAUCCACCGUUUAUGACUUGAUUCCCCUCAUUUCACCAUUGUUAUAUAGUCCAGCCACACACACUUAAAUGUAAUGCUCAAGUCCCACAAACAUUUGUCUUUAUUACUCCUCGCCAAAGAAAAUGGGAUCAUUUUGCUCUCAAUGGUGGAAAGUAUUGAAAAUAUGGUAAAAUCACCGCUUGUGGUCAAAAUGUUUCUGGGGUUUCCGUUUCGCCACAGAGAGUAAGCUGUAAAUAGGUGCUUUCGGUUUGCGUGGUCUCACGGGAUGAGACCAUUUUAGUCUCGUCUUAAAUAUUCUCGUCACUGAAUGUAACACAGGACAGAAAAUACAGAUAGAGGAAGGCAAAAUAACAGAAUGUAUAGAAAACAAAUGGAGUCUAAGCCCAUUUGCCUUUACCCUUGAGAACCACUUUUGAUCACCGCUUCAUUGAUUCACGCUGCCGGAUUUGUGGCGCUUGCCGUCGAGCAAAACGUGUCUGUCGUCCGGAGGUAGCAGUUGACACACGAUGCCAAAGACCGCGCUGGAGGCCGGCUGCUUCCGACAUGCGUUUGAUUGGCCCUCUCAGACACGUCUUCGCCGCUCAGUGUGCAUUUAGAUGUCCUGUUGUACACUGUCAGCCAAAUUCUGUUAAACAAGGAAAAAGGACGGAGGGAACGAGGGGGCAGUAAUGGUUGAUGACAAAAGCAGAGCGUUGGGGGGGGGUCAUUGCUUUCACUUUCAGGUGGGAGUGGGGAGGUGGAUGGCAUAAGUCCUCCUGAGCAGAGCAGCGUUAUUCUUACAUUCUUAGGGCCCAUAAUGCAUUGCUGGCAGCAGUAAUCACGAUUCCGAGGUAAUUGUUGUGUAGCAAGUGUCUAUGUACCGACUAAAAAACAUGUUGAGUACGUUCUUUCUUAGCUCAGUGCAGUGAAGAGCGUUGUGCUUGCGUACUCGUACUUGCUGACUUUCAAGCUACAUCGUGACGGUGAGUUGGCACUAUAAUAUUAAUGCCUGGUGACCAGAAUUUGUGUGUUUAGAGAUGUGAAGUGAUUUCCCUUCUGCCUUUUGAAAAACUAAAGGGAAGGUCUACCUCUCUGCUGCGGGGGACGUACUCCCCUCAGCCAGCCGACCGCCUCGCUGUCUGCGCACGCCGGUUGUGGCUGGCGAGUGACGAGAAGUUUGUGUGCCCUCUAAUAUUUGGUGCUGUAUAUAUGACAAUUUUAUAUUUCUACUGUAUAUUUUUACUCAUAUGUACAGUUUAUUCGUUGUAUUAAAAUGAAUGUUACCCAAGCA